UUUAGUUCUCAAGAAGAUAUCGUCGAGAGCGUAUCUCCGUACAAUGUAUAACCGGUGACGUUCCGGUGACGUGUUUGUGUUAUAAAAAUAUUGACGUCAUUUUUCCGUGAUCUUCCCCCCCCCCACCUUAAAAAAGAAAUUAAUAAUUCCUUUGACAUGAUUGUUCCAUUUCCAAAGUGUGUGACCAAAAAAUUGCAAGAUGCACUUAAUAAAUUAUUCAAAACAAAAUACCAAUCACGCGUAACGUUGAAAACUACAUUCCUGAUCCACUUAGCGUGAAGAUGAAGUUGGAUAAAAUCAGCCGGAAAUCAGGACAAAAACUUCAACUACAUUCGUGAUCUUGCAAUUAUUUUUUUUUUUAGCAUUAUCUCAAAAAUUUCAGAUAAUGUGAAUUUAGAAAAGAAAAAUAUCUCUCUCACAGACUCCAAUUCAAUUUAGUUUAAUUAGGUGUAAAUUAGGUCAACAAAACAAAAAAUUUAGUCUAGUUAUUUAAAUUUUAUUUAAUAAUUUAAAUUAAAUAUCUUUAUUUAAUAAUUGUGAUGAAAAUCAAACAUUUACAUAUUAAGUAAAUCACUAAAAAAAUUAUAGUCAAUUAAAUUACAUGUUGAUUUGAAUUUUCAAAUUUAAAAAAAAAAAAAAUAAAAAAGUAACGCUAAUUUAAUAUUAAAAUCAAAAAUGUACAAACAUAACGUCAUCCUUUUACUGGUGUGUAUCUCGGUCACGUUCGCGAGUUCCCAAUUCUUCAGUUUCGAGAAACUCAAGUCGUAUGCGAAGCUCUUUAAUGCUCGCGAUUUGCCGGUUAAUGAAACCGGAAAUGAAUUCUGGCAUGGACUUAUCAGAGAUUGCAAAAAGAGGAUAACUUUCUCCUGUAUCCAAAAGAAUGCUUACACAUAUCUUGACAAUACAUUCACUGAACGUGAUAAUAUUACAGUUUUCGAUGGAUUGAUAUUAACGAAAAAUCAAUUGAAUUAUCAAAGUUGUCAACGUCAAUCAAAUGUUGUUGAUAGUGUGAAUGAAAAUUUAGUGGAUAAUUCGAAUGUUGAUGAUGAUGAUCUCGAUAAACGAAAAAUAAAAAAUAAUUGUGAUAAUCGUGAGGAAUCUCGUGAUUUUAACAAUGAACCAUCAACACCAUUGGAAGAAAUUACAAAUGCCCUUCGUGAAAAAGCUGUAAAAUUUCUAGCAACCCGAAAUUAUGAUGUACAACUUCCGGAAUUUUUCUUUCAAGGUGCUAAUUUCAAAAUUAGCCCUCGCGAAAUUGACGCAAAUGGAGCACUCGUCAGAAUUGAUUUUGCACCCAAACCUAUUAAAAAUGAGGGAAGACUUUUUUUCAAAAAAAUCCGAAAGGCAAUACAAAAUAAAUUGUUGAUGAGCUUCUUGGCCCUUCUACUGAUAAUAAAGCUGAUUAAACUGAAAUUCAUGUUUGUCAUUCCCUUCCUAUUUGGAGUGGGAACGGCGAAAAAAUUAUUCCUAAAAUUAUUGCUGUUUUUGGUACCAGCAUUUGCUCAUGUAUUUAAAUUAUGCUCGAGCUAUUAUAGCAGUCCUUAUUCAAAACUACAACAUCAUCAUCAUCAUCAGGUGGCUCAUCAUCAUCAUCAUGUGCCAGUUCCAGUUCCAGUACCAGCAGCGAGUCCAAUUUAUGUCGAUCAUCAUCCACCACAUCAUGAGGAAGAAUUUAAUGGUUAUGACUAUGCCCAUCCACAUAUUCAAUAUCGCAAGGAUAUGGAGGAAUUAAAGGAAUGGGGUAUCGAACCAUAUGAGGAGCCAAUUGAAGAGGUCAAUCAACAUUUGGGUCCAAUUAAUCCAACACCAUUGUCGCCUGUCUAUCCUGGACCAUAUGGUUCGCAAUACGCCGCAAAUUCACGACCUCAAGCUCAUAAUCUCGCAUACUCUGGUUAUGUUGAUGAAAUCAAAGGCAAUAGACAACGUGCACAUGCGGUACCAUCGGCGUCAAAUAUUGGACCGGUUUAUUCAUCAGUACCAGCAAAUUCUCCAUCAGCACCAGCAUCAAUUCAAGUUGUCCAAAAUCCACAAUCGAACAUUGUGCCAUCAACAGUUAAAGUGACCAAGAAAAAUCCUUACAAUGUCUUUGCUCAACCGGUGCAACAAAUACAGCAGCAACAACAUUUACAACAGCAGCAGCAGCAACAAUUGCAACAACAGCAGCAGUUGCAACAGAUGCAUCAGCAACAAUUGCAAAAUCAACAGGUGCAACAGACGAGAGUGGGUCAAGGUCAAAAAGUGGUCCAGGUAGCUAAAGUGCCGGGAGUUUCACGUGCAGUUUAUGACGACGAGUUUUAUGGACCAAUUGUUGGCCGGCUAGACGAGAUCUUUGGACAAUUGAGAUUUGCCGAGGAGAAUUGUAGGGAGAGGCUUGUUUGUAGCAUGUACAAGAACCCGGCGAUCUUUGCACCACACAGUAAUCUUGUGUCCAACGAGCUGUCCAGGGAUCCUCAAGAGCUGAAGCGUGGAAAUUCGGCCACAGUUUCCAGUCAAAGGUUUCAUCGCUAUCUUGGUGCCGCGAGGUUAGGACAAGACGUUGGAGAUUGCUUAAGAACGUAUCCAUGUCACAUAAAUACAGAAUAAAGAUACACAUUUUUUUAUCCAAAAAUAUUGAUGUAUAAAUGUCAAAAAUUUUUUUUUUUUUUUUUAGUAGAACUACUGAAGGAAAAUAUUUUCUUUUAACAAUAAAAUAUUUUGUUGUCAAUUUUAGUUGAAACAAAAUUCUUUUUUUUUUUGUUUUAUGUUGAAAUUUAAGAAAUAUUUUAAUUUAAUGUUAAUAAUAGUUUUAAAAUUAAGCUAAUAAAUUUCUAAGAAAAAAUUGACUUAACAUUUAAGUUAAUAUUUUCUUUCUUCUUUUUUUCAAACAUUGAUUUGCUUAAAAUACUUUUUUUUAAACAAUAUUUUUUUUACUUGAAAAAAAUAAUAGUUAAAAAAUAUUUGUCUAAAUAAUGUGUAAUCGGACAAGAAUUUAAGUUUUCAAAAGCAUCAACAAAAUGUUUUAUUAUUAAUAUCAAAUUUUUUUCUCCAGUGAAGAAUAGAAUUAUUGCUUCAGGUAUACAAUAAAAAAUGAAUUAUCAUAAUUUCAUUAAUCAGUCGAAUUUUGCCUUUAAUGUAAAAACGCUCAAAUUUGUAAACAAUAGCCGUAAACAAUAUAAUUAUAAGAAUACGCAUUUUGUCAGUAAUCUAAAAUCUAUACCACGUGUAAUAUUCAUGAAUGGAAUUUUUGUGGGAAGAUUUUAGACCAGAACUUGGAUCUUAGUCACGCUUGUUUGUAAAGUUUCAUUGUUGUAAAAUGAAUAAUUAUAUGUAUAUGUAUUAUAAAAUAAUAAGGUAACAUUUUAAGUGUAAA
Molecule: messenger RNA, 3349 nt
Organism: Leptopilina boulardi
Lineage: Eukaryota; Metazoa; Arthropoda; Insecta; Hymenoptera; Figitidae
Gene: Osi17
Exons: 4
Coding region: 676-2583 (635 amino acids)
Source: RefSeq, a predicted model, not a curated record